Molecule: messenger RNA, 798 nt
Organism: Cyclocybe aegerita
Lineage: Eukaryota; Fungi; Basidiomycota; Agaricomycetes; Agaricales; Hemipholiotaceae
Source: the annotation of a GenBank genome assembly
AUGGCACCCUCUUCGGACCACCUGAUUCCGACUCGAUCGACCGACCGGGUCCACAUCGCCCAGGUCGGAUACGAUUAUCUACCUGAUAAUAAAUACAAGCUUGCUCAUUUAUUCGGCAAGGAAGGUGACAAAAUCGGCUACCUGUAUGAUUUCGGAGAUAAAUGGUUCCACAACAUCGAGAUCCAAAAGAUCUAUGCUCUCGAAGAAUCAACUGGCGUCAUCGAGAUCAUCGAUGGGAAAGGGAUGUGUCCGGGAGAAAAUCUGCACGGAAGUUUACAAUACAACGACUUCUUGAAAGAAUACGACGAAGCGUCGUACGCCGAGAAAGUCGAGAAGAAGAGGGAAAUUUUCGACACCCCGAACUACAAAUCUUUUGGAAAACCACCUCUCUUGUUCAAUCCCGAGGUUUUCGACAUUCAGGCUGCCAAUGAACGCCUUGCAGAAGCCCUUGGUGGACCUAACUCCGUGCGUAGUGGCUCGAAGAAGUUCAUGAUGCCGGUCAUGCCCGGAGCGGAGGGACUUAUGGAUUCAAUGGACGGGAAGUGGCUGAAGAAAGGUCAAUCGAUCGUAAAGACGCAUGAUCAAGAAAACUUUGGAUAUUGGAACGAGACGACCUCUAGCACGAAGGACCGGCGACGUGAGGCAGUUUGCGCUUCGUGCGGUAAACCGGCCGCGCGAGACGUACAGCUCAAGCAAUGCAGCGGCUGUCGUCAAGUUUUGUACUGUUCUCCCGACCACCAAAAGGCUCAUUGGAAAACUUUGCACAAGAAACAGUGCACUCGCCAAUACCUUUCCUAA